AACCACUUACUGUCUCCAACAACAUGUCAACUUUGUUCGAUCAAGAUACGAAGGACUGCUUCUUCAAUCAAGAGUGUCCUGAGCUGACGGGUAGUGAAUCUUCGGAGAGCCCCACUGCCUCUUCGUUCACCAGCGGGGGCUCCUGCACGGCUCCUUCUCCGUCUAGGGAUACAAAAGACCUGACCUUGAGUGAGAGUAGAGUUGCCAUGUACUCACCUGUAUCCUAUAUGUCACCUUUGUCGAGCUUCGGUGACAAUUACCUCAACACGGAGUCUUCCUGGUCCGAGCAGCAAAUCAUCUCAACCUUUGAUACGUCGACACAGUACAACCAUGGCAUCUGGUCGUGCUCACAAGACUUCCCAACCCAGCUGCUCGCUGGUGUCACUGAGCGCACUCCGAGCAUGCCCAUCCAGUCUCACUUGGAUGGACUGUUUCCUCACCCGACUUUUCAGGAGAUGCCCCCGAUGUCCAUCUCCCAGCCAUCUUUGGAGCACAACAUCGCUACAGGUUUUAUCGAUUACGGAGCAGAUGGACUGGUUGCGCCUGGGCACCUCUUCAACACCGCACUGGACCGAUACGCUUUCGCGGGUCCAAAUCCCGUGCUGUUCUCUGCACAGCCCAUGGUUGGAGGCGCUCUUCCUCUCGCAUCUUCCGUUAACAGCAGCGACGCUGAGAUGUCGUCCGUGUCGGCCGGACAAGGAGAUAGAGACACUCCCGAUACAGUGCGUAAUAACAGAGACGAGUACCUCCAAGAGGCACGCCGACGUGGUCUGUCCUACAAAGAGAUCAAGCGCCGUGGAGGCUUCACCGAAGCAGAGUCGACUCUGCGUGGCCGUGUCCGCAUCCUCUCCAAACCUAAGGAAAUGCGUGUGAGGAAGCCACACUGGAACCGCUCGGACGUCAUGCUCCUCGUUGAAGCCGUCGAGCAUUUUGCCGAAACGUCGCAGGGACCUUCCUCUCGUAAGGCCAACAUGCGUCAGAAAGCCAACACGAGCAAGUUGCCUUGGAAGAAGGUCGCUGAGUGGAUGCUCUCUCAUGGUGCAUCAUACCCCUUUGCCGGUGCAACAUGUGCCAAGAAGUGGGAGCAGAUUCGUGAGAUGUCCUUCUAGGCCAUCGAGAGCGUCUUCAAGAGUGGUCAGAAGAUGACAGACUCUCCUUAACGAACCAGUCGCAAGACUUUCCUUUUCCUGCAUGUUAGGAAUAGAGUUGCGUUCAUUCCUCGUUGGCCCUGAGCGAAGCGGCAGUCGGUCACAGCGUCGGCAGGCUUCCUGGUAAAAAAGGAUUGGUCAUGCACUCGUUACCUGUAUCUCGUAAAUCAGAUAGUGGCUCACAGCCUUGAGAAAUGCGCAUCUUUUC
Aureobasidium subglaciale EXF-2481 is the source of this 1356-nucleotide messenger RNA. RefSeq lists its product as uncharacterized. The record is from RefSeq and is a predicted model, not a curated record. Bases 24 to 1109 code for a protein of 361 amino acids. The transcript has 2 exons. Lineage: Eukaryota; Fungi; Ascomycota; Dothideomycetes; Dothideales; Saccotheciaceae.